UUUUGAAUCUGGGUAUUUCUGUUGGUAAAGUAUGCGUUUCCGCUCACAUCUGUGUAAAUUGUACAGUGACCCUUAAAAAUCACAGGACUGAAAAUCCUCUACAGGCAUGACAGGCCGAUAUACUGAUGAUAGAACACUCUGUUUACACAUGCACUUUCCUAUGGAGCCAGAGAGGGCCAGUGGUCCACUGAUUGCCAUUUACACAAGCACACACAAGUGUGGCAUCAUCAUCAGUACACAGAUCUAUAGGUGCAUGUACAAUGUAUGUACUGGUAUCCAAAGGGAGAGGGACAAAGUUCAUAUUCACAGACAAGUAUUUCUCAUCGCUGGGAUUUCCUGAAAGAGAAAUACAAGUACAUGGACUCGUAAUUCCCUGGGAAUAAAAUACUGUAAAUAGGCAACCGAUUGAAGCUGUGACAUUGUGAGAAUGAGAAAAACCCUCUCAAAAAGGAAGAGGUCAACUCAAGGCGGAAACCGGCAAAAAUCUUGUGCCAAGCACAGCUACAUCAUAGACUGCCAAGAGGCAAAUAUCUGAAGCUGCGGGGUAAGCACUGAUAAACAUGGAUGUCAAACCAGGCCACUGCUGGCGUUGUGAGAAAUCACUACCAGAGCACGCUGUGAGAUGUGAUCGUUGCCCAAAGGCCGUGUACUGCAGCGAUCCGUGCAAGAAACAUGACUGCGUCAGGCAUGGUGCCGUGGAAUGUCAGGUGUUUGGGCCCAAAAGUUGCAGUUAUUGCAAGAAAACGGGAGAUUUGAAACAGUGUUCAGGAUGCAACAAUGCCUGGUACUGUAAUGCCACAUGCCAAAGGAAGAACUGGGCAGCUCACAAGGCAGACUGCAAAGGCAUCCAGGAAAGGAUUACAGGUCUGUCUCAAAAACUGACUGAGCGGUACACCGAACUAGCAAAAAAUGACAUCACCCAAAUUUGUGAACAAAGCAUGGACAAUCCUUGUUACUUUGGCAGCACGAUGGCACGUGAUUUCCUUCAGCUUGAGCAGAAUGAAUGGGCAGAUGGAAUCAACGAAGAAGAGACAGCACGUGACUUCAACAUCCUCUCAGCAGGAUGUGAAGAUCUGCGAAAUACAGUGCUGACGGCUGCCUCAUUGCCUGCGAAGUACCAGGGAAAACUGUCAAUUGUGCUGAAUGACUGGGACCGUUACGUCAUGGCUAGGAAUGUCCUGUUCCUUUACAUGUUGAUUCAACAUUCAGACAGUGAUGGCAUUGCCACCAGCUUGGCCACAAUUUGGUAUUCUCUUCACAUCUCCAAGAGUGACUACGACCUGAUCAAGACCAGCCUGGAGAAACUCAUCCAAGCCGAUGCCGAGAGCCUUCAAGAAGCCACGAGAGGGUCCGUGCUCAUCAGCAACAAGGACCUCACUGAACUCCGUAAGGUCUGGCAAGGAUGGCGCUCCCUCCAGUGUGAUCGCACAAAAUGUUCCUCGAUUAAUCUCACAAAACAAAGACAGGCUGCCCUGGCACUGAAUCCCUUUCUUGACCACCAAUUAAGGCUCUACUAUCAAAGACUAUCUCCAAAUGAGGCCAUUUAUUUAAAGAAGUGGUUCCAACACGGCCUGUUUCUUCCCAGCAAUAGCUCUACUGGCAAUUUAUUAUUCAACAAUCCAACUCUUACAGGAAGAGACCUGCAAAUUGUGAGUGAAGGUAUAACAUCUCUGGAUUUUGUCUACUGUAUUUUUUAUAAUUUCACACCUUUCACAGCUUGGGACAGUUUGCAAGUCAAGAAGAGCGCAGGGGAGAACUUUUCUGUCAUCACCAUGUACCACGAGUACGUGGUCCAGCAGCUACAGAAAACAUUGACCCUCUUUGCUCAAGGCAGGCUCCACAUUCAUAUUCUGGUUUCCAAUUUCCUUGACAUCCCACAUCACCACCAAGCCCUCCAAAUGGCCAAGUUUGACAGAAUCUUCACAUCCAACCUUGCCGACUAUGUUGGCUUCCGCAAGCUUCUUCGAGUUCUCAGGUCACUGAUGAAUCCAAACAACAAGAAUGCUGCGCUUGUUACUGAGACAACAAAUUGGAUAUUAUAUCAUAUACCUGAGGCAAAUGUUUGUGAUGAACACUCGGGCAGAGACAUAAAAGAAUCAACCAAAGCAACGAUGCAGCUCUGCAAAGACGACACAGGGAAGGAGCUUUUAUGCCCCUUGGCUAUCACCAACCAGCUUGAGUACUUCAACAACACUCACUGGUUUCUGGCAUAUCUACGAGCAAACAUGAUGGCUGGCAGCUUACACAUCCCGGAGCUGGACCACAUCCCGUCUCUCAAGGAGGCCAUGAAGUGUGAGGGGCUGCAAAUGCGUGACUUCCGGAAGGAGAUCAACAGACUGGUGCCGUUUCAGUUUCGAGUGAAUGCCAGGAGCCUCACUUCACCGACUGGGGCUGAGAGAGCAGUUGAAUGGUACCUGCCCUCCGAUCCUAAGCAUCAGUAGCCGGUGGUGACUGGUGUGUAAAAUGCACUACAAAUUUUAAUCGUAACGGAACUUCAGGCUGUCAUUAAGAAGAAAAACAGUGACUGACAGAUGAGCAACAGCUGAGUGGCACAUGUACAUACCGUACAAGUAAACCUGGUUAUUAAUAAUUGAUGUAUUUCUUACAUACAGCAAUGGUGGUGGGAAAACAAGGCAUCUGCGAUACAUCUGAAGACACAUUUUAAAAAAUGUUUUUAAUAAAUACAUGAACCAAUAAGAAAAUUACAGUGUACAUGUACAUGCAUGUGGUUAAAAGUGUGCAUUUGUGAAUUUACUGUUGUAGUUACCAAAGAUGCCAACUGAAUUUUAGAUUGCUUGAUUGAGCUGUAACGUGUGGAUAUAAGAUUAAGUUGAGAGGACAAGAGAAGAAAAUGUGUAGAAAUUGUUCAAUUAGUUUAGGCAAUAAGUGAAAGUUUUGGAAAGUCAAAGUAAACUUUUUAAAAGGGCAUUUGCAUUUCGAUGUUAUAAAGGAAGUAAAAUUAAGGUUUUGCAAACAUAUAGAGUGCUUUUCACAAUCCUGUUCACCAGAAUCUCUCAAAUGGAUAUACGGGCAAGAAAUAACAAUAUUUUACCAUAUGACAUCAUAUAAAUCAAAAGAACAGAAAACAGGACAAAGGCGGAUCUAGAAAGUAAUUUUUUUUGGGGGGGGUGAUGUUUUCUUUGGGUGGUGGGUCAAAAAUUUGGAAAUUUUUUAUGAAACCUUUUAUGGCCUACUAGGGGCUGACGCCAAGUCUCGGGGCUUUAAACACGCUUUUGAAGGAAUGAAAAUGAAACGGUCUCAAAAAUUUCCUUUCUCCAUUUGCUUUUCAAAAGCAACAAAAUUUUGCUCCUUUUUGGGGGGGGAGGAGACUGCCUUGGUCCUCGUUGGCCCCCUCCUACUUGCUAAUGAGCGAGGGAAAAUUUUGAAUUG
This is a messenger RNA of Acanthaster planci (crown-of-thorns starfish), 3390 nucleotides long. RefSeq lists its product as uncharacterized. Gene Ontology annotation, cellular component: nucleus. Gene Ontology annotation, molecular function: DNA-binding transcription factor activity, RNA polymerase II-specific. The record is from RefSeq and is a predicted model, not a curated record. Gene Ontology annotation, biological process: regulation of transcription by RNA polymerase II. Lineage: Eukaryota; Metazoa; Echinodermata; Asteroidea; Valvatida; Acanthasteridae.